This is a messenger RNA of Monoraphidium neglectum, 1725 nucleotides long. RefSeq lists its product as hypothetical. The record is from RefSeq and is a predicted model, not a curated record. Gene Ontology annotation, biological process: regulation of proteolysis; proteasome-mediated ubiquitin-dependent protein catabolic process. The transcript has a single exon. Gene Ontology annotation, molecular function: ubiquitin protein ligase binding. Bases 1 to 1725 code for a protein of 574 amino acids. Lineage: Eukaryota; Viridiplantae; Chlorophyta; Chlorophyceae; Sphaeropleales; Selenastraceae. Gene Ontology annotation, cellular component: cytoplasm.
AUGCCGCAGGCCCCCGCCGCCGCAGCCGCGGCCCGCACCCCGACCGGCCCCUCUGCGCCCGCCGCCGCCGCGCACGUGGCGGACCCGUCGGCGCCGCCCGCGGCGGACGCCUGGGCGAAUGAGCUGGCGGCCGAGGCGCUCUCCGGCGCGCCGCCGUCCCACUUCUUCUGCGAGCUGCGGCUCGACACCCAGCUCGGCCCCUUCCAAAUUGAGUUCUGCGGUGCAGACGCGACGGACGGCGGCAACGUCGACUGCGUGGUCUCCUUCAAUGGGCCGCCCGACGCGGCGCCCGGGGACUGCAGGAUACUGGUAUCGUUCGCGGCAGUGAAGCGGGGCGGCGGCGCGGACGGCGGCGGCGGCGCCGCCUCAGGCGAUGAGGCAGAGGCGCAGGAAACCGUGCUGGGAGAGCGAGCCGAGGCGGUGUCAGGCAAGACUUUGCGCCACUCAUCGCACUGCUUCGAGGGCCUCCUGCGGUACAGCGAGCUGAGCCGCGCCGCCGCCGCGGGCCUGUCCCUGCGCGCGACGCUCGCGGCCGCGCCCGGCGCGCCGCUCGGGCCGGACGCGUCCGUGCGCGUGCCGGCGGACCCGCUGACCUUCCGCGCCGCUGGCGGCACCAUGCUCGGCGGCCGCUUCAGCGACCUGGCGGUCUCCGUCGGCGGCGCGGGCACGGCCGCAGCCGCGUCCGAGCCUCCGCGGCGCGCGCACCGAGUCGUGCUCGCCGCGGCGAGCCCUGUGUUCGAAAAGAUGCUCGAUUCGAACAUGUCGGAGGGCCGCGCGGCGGCGGUCGAGCUGCGGGGCUCGAGCGCGGCGGCUGUGGACCUGCUUCUGCAGCACAUCUAUGGCGGCGCGAUCCAGGUGCCGCUGGCGCUCGUUUUGGAACUGUAUUCUUUGGCGGAUCAGUAUCAGAUAAAGAGCGACCUCGCGCGGCAGCUCCGGCUGUGGAUGGGCGCGGCCGCGUUCACGCCGGCAGCGCUCGCGGCGCUGCUGCCGGGCGCGCACAGGCUGCUGCCGAGCGCGUGCACCGGCAGCCUCUACGCGCAGGCGGCGUCGGCGCUCGGGGAGAUUUCGGGCGGCGGCGCCGCCGGCGCGGGCGCGCUCGCGCAGUGGCCCGUCGACGCGCUUGCCGAGGUGCUCUCCCGCGCCCCGCCCCGCGCCGCGCACGCCGCCGCAUCGGCCUGGAUGCGCGCGCAGCGCGCGCCCGCGAAGCAGCGCCACCACUGGCCGCGGCUCGUGGCUGCAAUCCAGUGGCGGCGCGCAACCUUGGACGACCUCCGCGCGGUCCGAGGCGAGGCCGGGAGCGGCAAGGUGCCCGGACUGCACGAGGCCCUGUUCGAUGCGUAUGAGGAUCUGGUGCAUCAGAAAGCAGCCGAGGCGGCCGCGGCCUCCGAGUCGCUCGCCCGUGCGCACCGGGCUGUGGUGGCGAUCACGCGCCGGGCUCGUGACGAGGCGAGCUCGGAGGAGGGCGGGGGCGACGAGGACAGCGGCAGCAGCUCCGAAAGCGGCAGCGACGACGACAGCGACGAGGACGACGACGACGACGGCAGCAGCGGCAGCGGCAGCGACGAGCAGGCUGACGAGGACGAGCCGCGGGGGCCCGACCUGCGGGAGAUUCUGCGCUGGGGCAGAGGGAGGUUCCUGUUCGGGCGGGAGCCAAGCGACAGCGGCGGCAGCGGCAGCGAGGACGGCAGCAGCAGCGAGGACGGCAGCAGCGAGGAGGGCCCUUAG